Messenger RNA from Neolamprologus brichardi, 891 nucleotides. NCBI's taxonomy places the organism in Eukaryota, Metazoa, Chordata, Actinopteri, Cichliformes, Cichlidae. The record is from RefSeq and is a predicted model, not a curated record.
CACUGUUAUCGUAAGACAGAGUGUGUUCCAGAUGUUUGCUGCUGUGUGUGUUCCGCUUAUAGCUCUUAGAGCACCCAGAUUUCCCAGUCGCAGUAAAUGCGUCUUUCCGGGUGCGCCUUCUAAAGUCAUCUUCCUUAAAGCGUAUUUUGCAGUUCAGACAGAGCUACAAGAACUUUCUGGGCCAGGAAAUGUCAGGCAAAACUAUAAAGCUUGCUUUGGUGAGCGCGCUGGAGGACUUAACAAAGGACAACUUUGACAAGUUCUGCCACCAGCUUCUGGACCGCAGGGAAGCGCCGCGCGUCAAGCGCAACAAGGUGGAGAGUAAAAGCCGCCUGGAGAUCGCAGACGUGCUGGUGUCCCACUUUACCGAGGAGGGGGCUCUUCGGGUGACUGUGGCCCUGCUGAAAGCGAUUGGAUGUCGCAACGAGGCGGAAGAACUCGCCUCGAGUGAAGCAGCUGGAGCAGCUGGUGGAAGUAAAACCGCAGGCGGCAAGGACUUUGUGGAGAAACACAGAGGCCAGCUGAUCCAGAGAGUGAGCAACAUCGCACUCAUUUUGGAUGAGCUCCUAGACAAAGAAGUUAUCCAACAAGAAACUUAUACCAGAAUUAGAGCUCUGUCUACCUCUCAGGAGAAGAUGAGGGAGCUCUACAGUGGUCCCCUGCAAGCUAGUGCUGCCUGCAAAAAGAUCUUCUAUGACAGCCUUUUGGAAAAUGAGAAACCUCUCGUUAAAGAGCUCAGUGAAAAGGAUUAAAUGUGUUGAAAAAACAGUUUUUAGACCAAAUAUACAUCUACCAAUAUCUACCAGAACAUAACAUGAUUACAUUAAAAAGGUAUAGAUGCCUUUUCUUUGUGGGGGUUUUAUUUUACACUUACAUUUUUGUAAAAACUGU